AUGCUCAGCAGGCCGACUAUGCGUAGUUACAUCCUCAAAGGGCAAGCGACUAAGGACUUGUCUACGGCUAAACCUCGAAACGACACGCACAGCAAGCAGAGCUCGUGCAUACCACUAGGACACAUGCACGGCGAGCCGAGUUUGUGUCGAGCUAGUGCGUGUACACUCGUCGGAGGAAAGAAUGAGUGGCCUGGAGCAUAUAUGUUGGGCCUCGAACCACGCGAAACGAACAUCUUCGGACUCCGAGCUCAUUGCCAAGCCAAGCACUCCUGUUCUCAUACUGCGAUCACUGCCAUGAAGCUCAUGAUCCAGACACUUCUCGGAGCCUCUUGGUUCGUCCGUGCGCUUGCAGCACCUCAGGUAACAUUCCUCACGUUCUUGGUCCUUGGUUUCGCUUUCGUGGACCCGGACGGGAUCUAUCGGGCCUACCUCGCUGAUGGCAGCGUCGUGGAUGCCGCUCGCCUCACCCCUGAGCAACUUCAGCAUUGGCUCGACGUUCGAGCUCCUCUUCUGUCAGCCAGUGACGCCGAAAACGAACGCACGACUUACGCUACUGCCAACCCGCAAGAUGUGCCCGAAGAACAGCUUCUCCACCCUCCGGACGAGAUCAAACCACAUGCACAAAUUGAAUCUAUGGCCGAGUUCGUUAUAAGCCCAAACCCGAACCCGCUCCAGGUGACCAAGCGGCAAGUCGCCUGCCCGCCAAUGUACUGCGUCUACAGAGACCUAGCUUGCUUCCAGCCCCGCACUGUGAGAGAAUGCCUUGUGGUGGGAUUCGUGGGAUGGGCAUUGGCCCGGGUGUCUCACAGAGUGACGUGUUGGAAUACAGUCGAAGGCCACUGA
Molecule: messenger RNA, 843 nt
Organism: Zymoseptoria tritici IPO323
Lineage: Eukaryota; Fungi; Ascomycota; Dothideomycetes; Mycosphaerellales; Mycosphaerellaceae
Exons: 5
Coding region: 1-843 (280 amino acids)
Source: RefSeq, a predicted model, not a curated record